AUGGAUUCAUAUUUCGUCAGUGACCAACGCAGACGUUGUGUGAAAGUGUUGUUUCCCGAAGUGUGUCUGCUAGUCGAUUUCGAGUCUUUCUGUAACUCGUCGCAACAAAAGUUUUUCGUGGUAAUCGAAAAAAUUGAUACGCAGAACCUGAUCCAAAUACGAUUAACUCAGAUGAAUGAUCGUUCGAAAAUUUGCAUUAGUACCAUUGAUAACGCACGCUACGAAGAAAUCCGAACGCAGCAGUCUUUGCACGUUACAUUCCAAGGGUUCAUAGAUCAUUUAAUAAAAAUCUUGGAAAGUUGCAAAAGCGGCGAACUGCAUAUCGCUCUGAGCAACGGAACGAGCGGCCAUGUGAUGCACUUAUAUGAAAAACGUGCGUUUAAGAAUUUAACACAUCUGUUCUUACCGAUGGAAUUCGCACCCACCGAAACCGUGCUUUACCACAUCAAUGAAUCACUUCAAACGCUUCAAGCACAAACAACUUCCUUUUCUGCUGAACUAAACAAAUGUCAACUCGAAAUAGACUUUAAAGAUGGUACUAUCGAGAAACUUACUAAUGAAAUUCGAGGAUUGAAAGGAAAACUAAUUGAUCAAGAAAACUUAAUAUUUAGCCGCAACACGGAAGAAGUCAAGCAACUAUAUCAAACUAUAAAACACAUGGAUGAAAGCAAAGAUAUUGAAGAAAAACGCUAUAAAGCCAUCAUCAACAGCAUGCAGGAGAAAAUAGAUCAGCUCACAAAGGAAUCUUCUGACCGUGCGGAACGGAUGGUCCAGGAAGCAAAACAUAAUAAUGGCGUCCGUGAAGAGAAUUCCAAACUGCUUAACCUGAAUGAAAAAAUCAAAGAUGAGCUCGAACGACUAAGAAAAGAGCUAUCAACGAAGCAAAAUCGAGAAGGCAAAGCAGAAGGUGCAAUCGUUGAUAUGAGAAAACAGUUUCACGAUAUGCAAACCAAAAUGAUAUUUAUGGAGAAACUACGAUCAGAAAUGGAGGCAGAACUGGAAGCGGAGAAAAACAUUUGCCAAACGAAAAAAAAGGCGUUGCAACUUACGACUGAUGAGUUAGCGAAAACAUUGGUUGACAUGAACAGUUUAAGGAACGAAAAUUUGGAGCUUAAAAGCAAAGUAGAUCGUCGUACAGAAAUUGCUAUGCGCCAAGAAAAGAUGAUGAUAGAAAAGGACAAACAGCUGAAAGAACUGAAUGAUACUCUUAUGAAUAUACAACAGGAACACAUUCGAAAUCGGGCCGCCAACGAAGAGCACGCUCAAACUGUAAAACGAAUAAAGGAACUUUCCAAUGCCAUCGAGGAGAAAUAUCGAAAAAAAAUCAACGAUAUGAUAAUGAAAAUUUCCAACAAUGUUAAGCAUGAUGAAAUGUCUGUGAUGGGUAAUCAUCUUUUUCCUGCCAAUGUUGCCAAUACAAUGGACUCUCAUUGAAUCACAUUUUAAUGUUCUGUUGUGUUGGUCUGAACGUAAUAAA
Messenger RNA from Anopheles cruzii, 1477 nucleotides. It is a transcript of the gene Sas-6, whose product is annotated as spindle assembly abnormal protein 6 homolog. Gene Ontology annotation, biological process: centriole replication. The transcript is spliced from 3 exons. NCBI's taxonomy places the organism in Eukaryota, Metazoa, Arthropoda, Insecta, Diptera, Culicidae. Bases 1 to 1434 code for a protein of 477 amino acids. The record is from RefSeq and is a predicted model, not a curated record. Gene Ontology annotation, cellular component: centrosome; centriole.